Planococcus citri (citrus mealybug) is the source of this 1289-nucleotide messenger RNA. It is a transcript of the gene Dci, whose product is annotated as Dodecenoyl-CoA delta-isomerase. The record is from RefSeq and is a predicted model, not a curated record. The transcript is spliced from 5 exons. The coding region runs from base 117 to 905 and encodes 262 amino acids. NCBI's taxonomy places the organism in Eukaryota, Metazoa, Arthropoda, Insecta, Hemiptera, Pseudococcidae.
AAUUGAUAAAAAUUUUCUGACUGGACAUAACUUGUCAAAUGUAUCGUUAGUUUUUCAGUUACCUUCAGUAUAUUCUAUAAGAACACAUCACAAAGUGCAAUAUAUUACGUUCAAAAAUGACGUAUAAGUCGAUCGAAACAUCACUCGAAGAUGGAAUACUGACCAUCACGAUGAACCGGCCAAAAUGUAAAAAUGCAAUGAAUCAAGAAAUGUGGUUAGAGCUUACGCAAGUCAUGGAGGAAGCUGCCAUCAAUGACGAUGUUGUCUUCGUAGUGCUCACAGGAGCUGGAACAUUCUACUCCAGUGGUUUCGAUAUAAAAGACCCAGCCCCAGAAAGUAUGAAUAUGGAAGAAUUUAUGGAAUACAGAAUAAAAAUUGGGAGGAAGUAUAUCGAUGUGUUGAUUGAUUUCCCUAAAUUACUCAUCGCCAUCGUCAAUGGACCAGCUAUUGGUAUAGCGACAACUACGUUAGCUCUGUUUGAUUUUGUAUUCUGUACAACUUCUGCUUCUUUUUACACUCCCUUCUCUGUUCUGGGACUAAGUGUUGAAGGGUGUUCAUCUUAUUUAUUCCCAAGAAUUAUGGGUAACGCUACGGCCAAUAACGUGCUACAAUUUGGUCAAAAAUUGGACUCCGAUCAAGCUAAAAAUUGCAACCUAGUUGUCGAUGUUUUCGAACCCGAGCAAAUACAAUCAGUUCUGUGGCCAAAAUUGAAAUCCAUGAAGGAGACCUUAUCAAAAGGAUCGAUACUGGCAAAUAAAAAAUUAAUCCGCGGUUGGGACAGAGAAAUUUUACACAAAGUCAACGAAGCCGAAUGGGAUGAAUUACGAAAUCGUUUCGCAUCUGAAGAUUUUAUGACAUCGGUGCUGAAAUUCAUGAAUAGGAGUAAGAGUGCAAAUAAGUUGUAAUUUUUUUCCAUCAGCUUGAAUGGCUACAAUUCGUUAUAAUCCGAAAUAACUACCCAAGUUAUUUUAUGUGUUCAUGUUCGUGUUGUUUGUUAUCUUCGAGAUAAGGCUACUUUCAAUUUUCAUACUUCGAUAAAUACAUUUAUUGUGCUUUUUGUUUUCAAAUACGUCCUAGCUCUAUAGUUUGCUCGUACGUUUGUCAAAAAACUAAACGAAUACGUACGUUGAACUGAUUUUGGAUCUAAUUUACAUUUUUUAAUUUGCAUUUCUGCCUGUCACUGAUUACCAGGAAGACAUUUUAGGAAUUAUGUAAAUAAUAAUAAGUACAUCACUGAAAUACAUCUGUAAAAUUAAAGUUACCUUUUAUAUUGUAAGUAAACGAAUUUU